CUGAAUGGCUGAUCCCACGUAAUUCCUCCUUCCCGGCUCCGCCGAGCUAAACUGCGCCAUUCAUACUCUUCGCCCCCGUUUUUUCCCCCCACCGCCGUUGGUCCCGCGAGAAUCCCAAAGGUAGAAUCAGAAAGAGGCGGCGGCUGGAAAAUCGGAAUUCAAAACAUGGCGGUUCGAGCGACAGUGAACCGGUUCCCGAUGGACCAGGACGCUCAGGAGUCGUCGGGGAUCCCUUGGGGAUUGACCGUCACUCCCUUCGCCACCAGGGACGAGGACGGCAAGCCGCCGGCUUAUGGAUCCAACGGCCAUUUGCUGCCGCGAUGCGAGAAUUGCUACGCCUACUUCAACACCUACUGCGAGCUGGAGCAGUGGGCCUGGAGCUGCGCGCUCUGCGGGACGCUCAAUGGACUACACACCGAGGCCAUUGCUCGUUACUCGCUUCCGGAGUCAUGUCCAGAGAUGAUGUCCUCGUUUGUAGAUCUCGAAUUGCCCGUUGAGGGCGCAGAAGAUGAAAUGACUCAAGCUCGUCCGGUCUAUGUUGCUGCUGUUGAUUUGUCAUCUUCAGAAGAGUUCUUGGAGCUUACAAAGAGUGCACUGGAGGCUGCUCUGGAAGCUUUGCCGUCUGGUUCACUUUUUGGUCUAGCUACAUUCAGCCACAAAAUUGGGUUAUAUGAUGUCCAAGGGCCCAUCCCCAUUGUCAAGAAUGUUUUCGUCCCUCCUGAUGCAGAGGGCACUCUGCCAGUCGAGCUUGAUGAUGUCAUGCCUUUAUUACAAUUCUUGGCCCCAGUGGAUACAUUUAAGGAUCGUAUCACAGCUGCACUGGAUACUCUCCGGCCAACAACUUCGUGGGAGAGAACCUCAGGUGCAGGGCAAGGUAUAGAUGGCGUUUUGAUGGGUGGGCGCGGAUUUGGUGUAGCAAUGGAAGCUCUGUUUAAGUACCUGGGAUCAGAAUAUGGAAACACAUUUGCUUUAGCUAGAGUGUUUGCCUUCAUCUCUGGUCCACCUGAUUAUGGAGCUGGGCAAUUGGAUACAAGGAGGUAUGGUGAACAGUAUGCUAGUAAAGGCGAGGAUGCGGACAGGGCAUUACUCCCAGAGCAGACACCAUUUUACAAAGAACUGGCUGCUGUCGCUGUUCAAUCAGGUGUUUGUGUUGAUCUAUUUGCCAUUACAAAUGAGUACACAGAUUUGGCAUCCCUUAAGUUUCUUAGUAUUGAAAGUGGAGGUUCCCUGUUCCUGUAUGCAAGCACGGAUGACUCAACGUUGCCUCAGGAUAUGUACCGUAUGCUAAGUAGACCUUAUGCAUUUGGUUGUGUACUGAGAUUAAGGACUUCUUCUGAAUUCAAAAUUGGUCAUUCUUAUGGCCAUUUCUUCCCAGAUCCCCAGUACGAAAAUGUUCAGCACAUCAUAUGCUGUGAUUCUUAUGCCACUUAUGCAUAUGAUUUUGAUUUUACAAGUGCCGUUGGAUUUUCCAGAUACGCAUCAGAGCAACCUGUUGUUCAGAUUGCAUUCCAGUACACAGUUGUGGUACCUUCUGAAGAACUAGCAAGCUCAGGGGUGGGUUCCACAAGUAGGGGCAAGCAUUUUCUUAAAAGGAGAAUAAGGAUCCGAACUUUGCAAUUUGGAGCCGCUCGAAAUGUUAAUGAACUAUAUGACAGUGUUGAUCCUGAAGCUGUCCUAUCAGUUCUUGUUCACAAGGUUAUACUAGAAUCUCUAGACCAGGGUGUUCGAGAGGGCAGGAUGUUGCUUCACGAUUGGCUUGUCAUCCUAACUGCUCAAUACAAUGAUGCUUACAAAAUUGUCCAGUAUAAGAACGGAAGUGCAGUAAGUGCUCCGGUAGAUGUUGUAUUCUCGCAAUGCCCACAACUGCAGCCCAUUCCUCGCUUAGUUUUUGCUUUGCUCCGAAAUCCUCUUCUCCUUUUCCAUGAAGAAGGUGUCCACCCUGAUUAUCGGAUUUAUCUCCAAUGCCUCUUCAGUGCACUGGAAGCAAGUUCCCUUCACCGAGCCGUUUAUCCAGUGUUGUCAUCAUAUUCUACACCAGACAAACAAGCAUAUCCGCGUCACUCAUUGAGUCGUGCUGCGCUGAUCGCUAGCAGCAGUCCAAUAUUCUUCCUAGAUGCAUUCACUACUCUAAUCGUUUUCUACUCUUCCACAGCAGACCCAUCACUUCCUUUCCCCCCUCCACAGGAUUGUUUGUUGAGGAGCACGAUAAAUAAAUUGAAGCAAGAGAGGAGCAUCACUCCGAAACUGAUAUUUAUUCGAGGAGGGCAGGAGGAUGCUUCUGCUUUCGAGAACUAUCUCAUCGAGGAGCAGGAUGUCGAUGGCAGUGGCUUCACCAGUGUCAUGGGUUUCCUUUCAUUCCUCGAAGAUGUCACCCAGAGCGUGCUGGAAUACAUGAAAUAGAGUCUGUGCCCCUAACAUCAGAACCUCAACCUGAAAUUACCCGAAAACCGGGAAGGACACAUCUCAUGAGGAAAGAAGCUACAUGUUGGUGCAAGGAACUUCUCGAGAAUGACAAUUGCGAGCCCUUGGAGAAACAAGUGCAGCUGGCAGCACCCGAAGUUCAGGCUUGGGAUACACCGAGAGCGCAGAACAACGGAGAGAAUGUAUCCUUCUUUUUGUAAAUUAGGGGAUAUUACAGGAACCUCUGUACUCCAGAAUUUUGUACCAAAUGAUGAGCUUUCCCCUCCAUUUUUCUCCUGCAGAAACUUUUGAUGGUUUCUCUUUCCCCAUAUGAUUCAUGGGAUAAAUGGGCUUACUGUACUUUUGUCCCCUUUUUCUGGGGCUAGAACUAGAACUGUUUUGUGCUGGUCUAGGUGUCAAAUUGCUGUCUGGUGGUGAGUGGUGAAUAAAGUAGCGGCCUUUUCUACUAGUAGUGGCGGGAAUUGCUUCUAUAUUCAAACUUGACUAGUUAGACCAUAUGACUACUAAUUCUACUGAAUCUGUUACUAGUAGCUUCUCAAUCUC
This is a messenger RNA of Linum tenue, 2964 nucleotides long. NCBI's taxonomy places the organism in Eukaryota, Viridiplantae, Streptophyta, Magnoliopsida, Malpighiales, Linaceae. The record is from the annotation of a GenBank genome assembly.